Nothobranchius furzeri (turquoise killifish) is the source of this 2252-nucleotide messenger RNA. Its product is annotated as protein shisa-5. The record is from RefSeq and is a predicted model, not a curated record. NCBI's taxonomy places the organism in Eukaryota, Metazoa, Chordata, Actinopteri, Cyprinodontiformes, Nothobranchiidae.
UCGUCGCGUCGCACGUAACGUCCUCCAGCAAGGAGGCUCCGGUUUGUCAAACUUUCGGUUUCCUCCUUCACUCCGAGGUUCUGAUAGCAGCCAUGGCGCGAGGACUACCUUAUGUAGUGUUAGUAGUUCUCUGUGCGACUUUCGCCACUUGUGUAUUCGCGUGGGGCGACGAUGACUGUAAAGCCUACACCGAUUCAUACAACAUCUACCAUGCAUAUCAGACAUGCUCCUAUCUUCAGUUUUGCUGUGGUUCUUGCUCAAACAGAGAAUGCUGUUCUAGUAAUUUCCGACGAUUAAGCGACGAUGCUCAAGACAAAUGUUACAAUAAUGGUAAAUCCUUCCCCAACACAUCUUUGGUCCCCGUGGUCAUCAGUAGUGUUAUCGGCUUCCUGGCAAUCCUCAUCUUAGUCUGCUGCUGUGUUUGUCCUUGCUGCUGCCUGUACAGUUUAUGCCGCAAGCCACGACCUGUGGUAGCUACCACCCACACCACGGUGGUUACCAGCAUUCCUCAGCAGUACCCCCAGCAGCCAACCGCAGUGGCCAGCCCCCCUCAGCCUUACCAGGCGACCCAGCAUCAUCCCUACCAGCCCAUGCCAGUGCAGCCCAGCUACGGCACUCAGGGCAUGCCUACAUUUCCCCAUCAGGGACAGCAGUUCCCACCACCACCAACAUAUCAGGAAGCCACCGGUCCCUCCUACCCGCCCCAGCCGAUGCCUUACAGCCAGGCUGCCUACGGUCCUGGACAGCCAGCUUACCCUCUGCAGCCUCCUGUCCAGCCUCACCCAAAUGUUCCACCUGCUCAGAUGGACUACCUGUCUCAGCCUGCAUACAACCCGGAUUUUGUUGCACCACCCAAAACAGGAUAGUUAAAAAACACACCUCCAGUUACAAACAUGCUUCAGCAGUUUUGAACCUGGCAGAACUCGAAAACUUGCUUUUAUCUGUGAGAAGAGCAUCUGCAGCAUCUUUUUAUUUUAUUUUAUUAGCUUUUAAACUUGGGAGUUUGAUAAGAACAAGUGACCUUAUGUCAUGUUUGAAAGUCACCAAGUGAAAACGUUGAUUCCAUUUGGCUGGUGUUGCAUGUAUAUGCAGUUGAAAAAGGUCUUCAGUUUCCUCGUGGUUCUGUUUCAGUCAUCUUAAGUAAAUGAAACAUGAAACCACUGUCUGGUUUUAGAGAAGUGUGUUGUAACUCGUCAGUACUCUCCAUAUGCGUCAUCUUCCUGUUUGCCUUCAUUGUUCACCAGCCAACCACUGUCGGGCUCAGUGACAGAAAAUGGAAAACUGCCAUACAGCAGGAGUGCUGUAAACCUUUCAUUUCUUUACUUGCGUAAGCCAAGCUUUGUGUUGUUAGACGUGUGAAGCACCGUGUAAGUCAUGUACGAUCACAACCUUACCACUCGGCUGAUAAGAUUCCUGCAUCAACAGUCCAUCAAAAGGGAAAAGGGCAAUCUCGAAUACUUUUGCACAUUUUGUAUUUAUAUACAAAAUAGUUUUUAUUAGAAUUUUUUUCUUGCCCUUUGGUUGUAAGAAUUACCCUGUUUACAUGUGAAGCACAUCUAAAUGAUCUCAAACUACACUGGUAGCUUUACCUGAGAUUUUUUUUCUCAGUCUGCCAAACGUUCAGUUAAACCUCAGAAGGAAACUAUUCAAAAUGCAAGAAACAGCUGUGCCUUUAUAGCCAGGUUGCUUUAAAUGAAACAGGAGUGUGCUUUUUAUUACAGAGCACUUUAAGUUUCCUAAUUGUAUUUCUACUGGUUAAAAUGUUUUCCUUAGAUUGGUUUUAGCGUCAUUUAAAAAGUGCUGUUUUUAAGUUUGACUAUAGUUCCCCUGUUACAAAAAUUAUGUAUAUAUUUAAAAAUCCUUUAAUUGCCUUCAGCUUUAAUGCUUUUUGUUCUGUGAAUUUUCUUUUGUGUUCUAAUGUUGUGGCUUCCUGCAUCGCCUGUUGAACUACCUUUAAAGUAGUUCUUAAAAAGUUUUCCUUGUAAUUCAGUUUAACUACAAGAAAGGGAAUAAUGAUGGUCCAGAAAACAACUAUUUAUGUUGUGAUUUUUUUAUUAUUUCAUUUAAUAUUUUAUUCCAUUAAAAAAAUUCCUGUCUUUUUUUUCCCUCCAAAUGUGGUAAAAAUAUUAUUUUAUGUCCUGGUUGUUCAGUGUUCUUGCAAUGAAGAAAUAAAUGCCUUUGUGUUUUAUGCAUUUUUUUGUUACUUUUUAGGGCUGGACUGGGCAACAGUAAAACAUAAAUAUACAAAAAUA